GCUGGAGAUGCCAAGAGCCAUCUGGACAAUCAGGACAAUCAACAUCGUGAUGUGGCCUGCCUCGGGACUACUGGGACGGAGAUACAGAGAAACACCUGCAAACACCAAUCACCAAUACAUACAUCCACAAUCCACACUCAUCACCAUACACCGCACUGCAUUCGUCUACCAAACCAUCACCACCUUCCCAUUCGAGUGGUUGAACACGAUCCAGUCCCGAGUGGAAAUACCGAAACACCCCCUGGAACCCUCCUGGUAGUGGCAUUGCGACGACGUGGAAGGCAACCACAUACAACAACACAAUCACCCCACUCACCAGUCUGAUACUCUCACGUCCACCUUCGCAAUCAUGUCGAACCCUCUCGAUACCGACGCUGGCUCUGAGCUCUUCAGCAGCUACGAGGCCGAACUCAAGUUAGUCCAGGCCGACCUCAGCCAGAAGUUGGAUCAAAUCCCAGACUUGUCCGGCGAACCAAGAAAGGCGGCAAUCAGCCAAGCUGAGCGAGCUUUAGAGGAGGCAGACGAAAUCGUACGUUCCGGAAACCCCUCGUCACAUCCAUCUAGGAGAGAUGCUGAUUAUCUUCCCAGCUGUCAUCAAUGAAACUUGAAAAGUCCAAUAUCCCUUCCGCGAACCGAACCAAAGUAAAUCAACGCCUCCGAAACUUCGAGUCCGACAUCGAUGCUGCGAAACGGAAGUUGCGAACCCUAGCUGACGACAGAUCUGCCCUCUUUGGUGGUCGAUACUCGGAUAACCCAAAUGACGUUCAGCUGGAGCAAAGACAACAGCUCUUGUCAGGGACCGACAGGUUGGAUCGCAGCUCGCAACGUCUAAAGGCUAGUCAAGCACUUGCAAAUGAUACGGAAGCAAUCGGAGCAAGUACCCUCGCAAAUUUACGUUUACAAAGAGAAACGAUCGAGAACACCACCAAUACACUUUUGAUAAGUGAGGGAUAUGUAGACAGGAGUGUAAAGACAUUGCGCGGUAUGGCGCGUAGGUAAUUCUUCCCUAUACCCUAUUUAUAUAUGACUUCUGGGCAGUCUUGGCUAACCCAUCUUUUUCUGCAGGAUGGCUACAAAUCGGAUAAUUACCGUUUGUAUUAUCACAGUUUUGGUUCUUCUCAUCAUCGCGGUCGUCUACAGCAAGUUCAGAUGAGUAAUUUAUGGAUGGGUAUGGCGUUUUGGGGGGAAGACGAGUAGAUACUCGUUACGUUCUUGAGUACUUGGCACAAGCCAAUUUUAGGUAUUAUACAUUGUAAAUCCAGUUAUGAAUGAGGAGUUUUUUUUCAUGCAAUAGAGAUUUUCUCG
Molecule: messenger RNA, 1305 nt
Organism: Hymenoscyphus albidus
Lineage: Eukaryota; Fungi; Ascomycota; Leotiomycetes; Helotiales; Helotiaceae
Source: the annotation of a GenBank genome assembly